Messenger RNA from [Candida] anglica, 2243 nucleotides. NCBI's taxonomy places the organism in Eukaryota, Fungi, Ascomycota, Pichiomycetes, Serinales, Debaryomycetaceae. The record is from the annotation of a GenBank genome assembly.
AUACUAUCAAAUCUGUGCAAUGAACAGCAGUAUAUUUGGGACCAAUGAGUCUGAGGAUCCCUGGGAGAACGGAUGGGCGUCCUCACAACCUUUAGCGUCCUCUACAUCGACUCCAUUUGGCGGUGGCGGCGGGGCCGCAAGUGGCUUGCUUGCGUCUUCCUCGAUCCUUCAUGACACACAUACGGGUGGCGGUACAAGCUCAAUUCUUGGCGACUCUUCUGUGUUGGCACAUCCAGCCGGCUUGGAUGCCCUGUCUUCAUCGACCACUCCGUACAACGUACCUGCCAGCUACACUGCAUUGUACGAGAAACUUGCCACGAUUUCAACUUCAACUCAAUUGGAUCAACACUUUUUCAACCCUCUUAUUGCAGCGGAAUUGCUCACUUCUUUCCAAAAAUCAAAGAUCUUGGAUGUUAUCUUUGAUCAUAAUCUACUUCCUGCAAACAACAGUAACAAGUUUUAUCAAAUCUUGGGACUUUUAGCAUUAGAAUUGGACGUUCCCGGAUCGGGAGAUUUCGUAUCACUUCAAUUUCAUUUGAACAAUUUACCUGACUUCCCAGAAUCGGCCAUUUCAGCAUUCAAUGGCGAUAGCGAACGCGAGCACGAAACAGGAAGAAGUGGACCCGCUGCAUUGGUGUCACCAAGUGCAUCGACAUAUUUUGCGGACCCUCUCAACGCUCAAUUAGCAAACACAUCCAUUUCGGAAGAUGACCAUCAUGGAGGACGUCUGUCACUUGUGGUCGAUCCUAUACUCACCGACCACACUUCAAUUCAAAGAAAACAAAGCGAUGUAGGGGCAGCCAGCAAAUCCACCUCAGACAUUGACGGACCAUCAGACGUCCGGGAACUCAAUCUGUACGUCAAUGAGAUUAGAGAUACUUUCCAUCCAUUGUCAGCUAGCCCAAAGAAAACAGUGAGGAUUAAAGAAGUCCCCGAGAAGGAAGGGCUCUUGUUCAAACACAUUAAUUAUAAUAUCACCCACGAUUUAAACUUGGGAUUGCAAUGUCCUGCGGGAUCCAAAAAGGUUAUCCGGAGAUAUUCCGAUUUCGUAUGGUUAUUGGAGUUUUUACUCAAGAAAUAUCCAUUUAGAGUCAUUCCUGGACUUCCUCCCAAAAAGUUUACUGUAGGAUCGUCACCCGAUUCUCAAUUUCUUCAAAAACGUAGACGUGGUCUUUAUCGUUUUCUUAAUCAAUUGGUUAAGCAUCCUGUUCUUGUCCAAGAGCCAGUUGUGGUGACCUUUUUGAGUGUACCCACCGACUUGGCGACGUGGAGGAAGCAAGCUAAGGUGGACUAUUCACUUGAAUUCAAGGGACUUAAGAUUCUGACCCAUUUCAUAAACUCUAUUUGGCCAGCCAUAGGUGACGAAUUUUUGAAAGAUUGGCAAAAAUCUGAACAAGAUGUAACAAAAUUGAUCGAAGUUUGGACCAAAAUUGUAUUACUUGUUGAAAGGUACGAAAAGCGCCAACAACAAAUUAGUUACGAUAAUGGGAAAUUUGUAGAAAUGUUACAUAAAUUCCAAGAUUUGAAUGGGAGUAUCUAUCCAAAUAGUGUGGAACAAAGUCGGAUUAUUGGUGGGACUAACCAAGAUGAUAUUUCAUCAAUGAAUGAUUCCUUGGGACUGAUUUCCAAUUUUUUUAAUAAAUCUAGUCAACUUCUAAUUGAUGAAAGUUACACGAUUAAUACAACGAUUUUAGAGAAAUUUAAGAAUUAUUUGGACUAUCUUUAUUCCUUACAAGAGUUGUUUGAACGGUCUAAAAAGCUUUCAAUUAAUAACAUCCCACAACUUCAAAAUAGAAUUCAAGAGAAUGAGAAGAAAUAUGCCAAGAUAAGUACUGAUGAUGCUGACAUUAAGGGCAGUGAACUCGCAAAAUUACGUCAAGUGAUUAUCAAUGAUAAACAGGAAAUCUUCCAACAAUUAAACCGAGAUUGGUUAAUCAAAGAAUGUUGUUUCCGAGAGUUUGUAAUGUUCCAGGAAACACAAUAUCUUGUUGGAGAGAUGUGGAUUGAAUGGUCACAAGGACGAUUUAAAUUCCAAGAGAAGUUUGGAGCUUUACAAGAGAGUCUUAAUGGACAAGUAAGUGUUGAUAUGCCAUAUGGAAGAUGAAGAGAUGUAUAUAUAUAGAUAAGAAGAAAAAAGAGUUUCGAAUGGGCAGCAGCUUACAACUUCAUUAUAUAUCCAUGUUUAUAAUUAUCCCUAUCUAUAUUAAUUUAUAUCUAUGUAACGCUUCAAAUUUCCUGAUUUU